This is a messenger RNA of Salvia hispanica, 532 nucleotides long. RefSeq names its product glucan endo-1,3-beta-glucosidase 4-like. Lineage: Eukaryota; Viridiplantae; Streptophyta; Magnoliopsida; Lamiales; Lamiaceae. The record is from RefSeq and is a predicted model, not a curated record.
UAGGAGUUUUGCCUUUGAAGCCACCCCCCUAUACAUUUUUGUAAAACUGAAAUCAUUUGUGAUGAAGAUGUUGAUCAAGGCUCUAAUCGCUCUCUUCUUCCUGCUCUCGCUAUUGCAUAAUUCUGAUGGACAGUUCCAAGACUAUUGCAUUGCGGACGAGCAAACACCCGAAGAUGUGCUCGAGCAAGCCAUGAAGUGGGCCUGCAGCAAUGGGGCGGACUGCAGCGCCAUCGGAGAGAAUGGGCCGUGCUACCUUCCUAACACAGUCAAGGACCACUCCUCAUAUGCAUUCAACAGCUACUAUCAAAACAUGAAGCACAAAGGAGGCAGUUGUUAUUUCAAUGCUGCUGCACUUAUAUCUGAUCUCGAUCCAAGUCACAAUUCAUGCAAGUUCGAGUCUCUCCCUUGAGCCAUGUUACAAGCUAAAAGUAGUGAUCAAAGGCUUGUUUGGCAUUCAGGAUAGGAUAAUGUGUAGUGUUGGUAUAUUUGAAUGAUGUACUCUUUUGAAGUAUUAAUAUUAUGAUUGAUAAUA